AUGCGGCUCUCUACAUCGUCGACGGCCUUUAAUGGCCUGGGAUGGAUACUGUUUGCGCUUUCGAUGUUGGGUAUCGUCGGGGCGAAUGGACAAGGCUUUCAUAUUGUUGAGAACCAGCUGGUGUCGCGACAGCUACCAGAUCUGAGUAAUAUCUCAACAUGCGGCUUGAACUGUCUCGUUCAGUCCAUCACCGGCUCGGGCUGUGACCUGACGAAUACGACUUGCUCAUGUGCUAGUUCGCAGCUUGGCCAGCUCGCCGCGAGCUGCUUGAUCGCGAAUUGCACUAUGCAGGACUCAUUAGAUCUGGCAAAGCUUCAAGCCAGGCAAUGUAACCUGCCGCACGAAUCCCAGACCACGAAGAUGCUCGCCAUUCUGGUCACAGUCUACGUUACCGCACUCAUUGCAAUCGGCUUACGACUUAUCGCGAAGAGUUUUGCAAAGAUUUGGAGCACAGAUGAUGCUUUGAUUGUUGCUGCCAUUGUCAUUGCGAUUGCGCCGUUCUCUCUUGUGAUCAUAAUGGCUACGAUGGGAUUCGGGACACAUCUUUACGAUCUGCAGUCCGGACAACUGACGAAAAUAUUGCAAUUGUUAUAUGCCGCCGAGAUCGUUUACGUCUUCGUGCUUCUGUUCGCGAAACUAUCUCUGGUCACGUUCUACCUACGCAUAUUUACGGUACCCAGGUUUCGGAUGGCGGCCUACUCUUUGAUUGCAUUCCUUGUACUGGGCCAGGUCAUCAUCGGAUUUCUGACCAUCUUCUCGUGCCAUCCGAUCGAACUCUUUUGGAACAAAGACAUUCACACCGGCGGCUGUCUCGACAUUAACCAACUGGCGUAUGCCAACUCAGCUCUCGCUAUUCUUCAGGAUCUCAUCAUACUCGCCCUGCCGAUAGCAAUGCUGCCGGGCUUGCAAAUGAACAAGAACAAGAAGAUCUCCGUCGCUGUGAUCUUCCUCCUCGGUUCUGUCGGCUUCAUAUCGACUAUCAUCCGUCUUCAAGUUCUCGCGGUAUUCGGCAACUCGAUCGACCCGACGUGGGACUACGUUCCGGUGGUUUGGUGGACGACUAUUGAGCUUGGUGUCGUCAUCGUCUGCGCGUGCCUGCCUAUGAUCCGCAAUCUUGUGGAGAAGUGGUUUCCCAACUUCAAACUCUUCAAGUGGUCCUCGCCAAAGCCAUCGAAGGACAGCGUGGGAUCUUCUUCGGUCGGAACCGACGACAAAUCAUAUAAGAUGGGGCGAUAUCAAAAGUUUGGCAGGAGCACCAGCCCGCCGCAGUUCAGCGACAACUACGUGCGCGAUCACAUCGGGGGGCCCCCAUCAAAGACCGACGAAAUUUCUCCGGCAAAAUAUCGAGAUAUGUACGCUUACGGCGGAUCUAAGCCUAAGGUUUUGGAGGACCCCAUGUCACCACCUCAACCAUACGAUCUAUCAUGGAGGUCGACGAACCCCUACGGAAUAUCUGGCGAAAAUCCGUACGCCGUUGGAAAGACGAAUUACAGACUCAAUAUUGAAAUGUUGGAAAGAAAAGACAGGAAUUUUGAUGAGGAGCUUCCUGACAUUCCUGAACAUCCUGAACAAACCGAGGUGGAGUACUACGAAGAUACAAAUACCGCCGAAUGCUACGUCCUCCGUGAACCACCAUCAACACCAGCUUUGACAGCGGAAAGAUGCACCAGCAUUGACCCGAGUUUCGCCACUCCCGCCCGUGGUACAACCGCUAUCCCCAAACAGGUCACCUCCGAAGCCGCAUCUGGCUGUUUCCUGAGCUUCGCGUCGCAGCUUCCCGCCUCACAGGACCACGUGAAACAUGCGCCUUCUCUUCACAAGGCUCAGCACGCUCAGCCAGCUGUUGCUGCUGCUGCUGCCCUCUGCGAACAGCAGCAGACGCACACCUGCAGCACCUGCGGCAACUCGAAGCCGCAGGUCCCGAUGCCCGCCGCCCUCCCGCAGUGUCCUCCCCAGGAAUGGAAAACGUGGACGACGGACGAUGGGGUUGAUGCCUCGACCCGCGCGUACUGGAUGCAGCAGGCAAACCUCGCAUUACCGAACCCCUGCCCGUUCGCGGCCUUUGGGGCUGUUGUUGUGAACCACACGGUCGGUGGUCUGGGGGAGCUGGUCUGUACUGGCGCGAACAACAACCAGGGCUCAGGCAACCCGACGCUUCAUGGUGAGAUGGUAGCGAUCAAUAACUGUUCAGCCAUCUUCACGGAUCCUCAGGGACGUUACAACAUGACGCCCGCAGAUGCUCUUCUCGCGUUCGGGGAUCUGACGCUCUACACCAACGCCGAGAGCUGCCCCAUGUGUGCGUCGGCAAUCCGCUGGGCUGGGUUCAAGGAGUACGUGUAUGGUACGAGCAUCGAUGCCCUCGUCGACAUGGGCUGGGGUCAGAUCACUGUCUCUUCAAAAGAGAUCUUCAACCAGUCUUCCAGACUCUCCAGUGAGACCGGCUUCCUUGGCGGUGUCUUGACGAAUGAGACGGACGGGUUCUUCAGCUGGCAGUUCCGUCCAAACGCGACUUGCCCGCAGGGCUGCUCUCGGGCGGCGAGCGGCCGUUGUGCGCCUGCAUGA
Molecule: messenger RNA, 2562 nt
Organism: Colletotrichum aenigma
Lineage: Eukaryota; Fungi; Ascomycota; Sordariomycetes; Glomerellales; Glomerellaceae
Product: Satratoxin biosynthesis SC1 cluster protein 4
Exons: 8
Coding region: 1-2562 (853 amino acids)
Molecular function (GO): catalytic activity
Source: RefSeq, a predicted model, not a curated record